Molecule: messenger RNA, 1503 nt
Organism: Cloeon dipterum
Lineage: Eukaryota; Metazoa; Arthropoda; Insecta; Ephemeroptera; Baetidae
Exons: 2
Coding region: 121-1503 (460 amino acids)
Source: RefSeq, a predicted model, not a curated record
AAAGACAGAUAGGACGUUAUCAGCAAAUUAACAAAUACCGAGAGAUAAGCACUUAUAUUCCUUUCGCUUCCAUCCAGCGCUGUAGUCGGCGAUUAAAAUAUAACUUGGAAUUAUUUUAAGAUGGAGAAGUCUGACGGUCCACCUGAGAAUGAGCAAGAGAUAUACAGAAAAAUCUCAACCAUGGUAAUGGAGCACAAUGAGUUGUUGGACCAGAUGAAAUUCAAGCAGGAAAUGAUAUACACGUUAGAAACCGAGCUGUCGGGCAUGCAAAGAUUGCGUUCCUUAGAUAUUCUGUCCAAUGACGAAUACUUAUGCGGCAAUUGCAAGGAAAUUAAGGAUCCGGAAAAGCGGCAACUGUGGUCGCUGAACAAAAUUUUCAGCAGGGUCCUUUACAGGAAGCCAAAAGACAUGGUCUAUUUGUCGAGAAUUUUCCACUACCUCGAAACUUUGGUUAUGAAAGGUGAUUUGACACCGAUCAUGAGGGAGAACGGCGAUGAAAAGUGCCAGUACUGCGAGCAGAUCUUGCGCGGCGAAGCUUUCAACAAGCUUUUUGAGUUGUGCAUCUUGGCCGAACUGAAGGAUUGGCAAGAGAGCGCUCCAUUUCAGGAGUGCGUGGCCUACGUGAUGGACGUGAUUGAAGGGACAGAGCAAGCAGCAGCAGCAGCGCCAGUAAGAGCAACAAGAGACAAGGUGGACAACAUCGGGGUUGAGCCUCUCGUGGAGAAAAAACGGGUCAGCCUGGUAGGGGACGAGAUGACUAUUUUGGAGAAGGAAAACUCAGAGAAGAAACUGGAAGUGAAGAAGCUGCAGGAGGAGGUGAACAAGCUCAAGAGUAAGCUGGAAAGAAAGGAUUCGGGGAGAGGCAAAAAGCAGGCGGGGACCACGGUUGCGUACGGCCAUUUGGCGGCGAGCCCUGACCAGCAGAAGGACGCCAAGGUCACCUACACCGUCAACGAGCACUUAAGACUGACCAUGUUCGCAGCCGCGCCGCACGAAGACCCAAACAUCGUCAUCAGAAAGUGGGAGUACGAAUUGAAGAAAUGCAGCGUGCCCAGGUGCGACUGGGUGCUCUUUGUCACCAAAAGUUUGAAGGAGACGGCGAUGCAAUGGUGGGAGUUGCAGGGUUUCAGCGAAGACAUUGCCUGGGAGGAGUUUGUAGAGCGUCUCCAGAGAGCCUUUGGCAGAAAGGAGCUGCGGCGCUGGCUGUCUUACGCGGGCAACCUAUGUUUCAGCCAGGCCAACGAAGCGGUCGGACCCUACGUCAUGCGCAGGUACCAAAUCGUGCUGCGAGCCGUCAACCAAAACCAGUCGUUGGCUUUGAAACUUCUUGAGAAGCAUAUCAACAUGAAGAUCGGACGGUACCUCAACUUCCAUUCUUAUGAGGAUUUCUUUUUUUCACUGGUUGCUGAUCAAGUGAUGGAGUUUGAUUCUGUUAAGCUAAUGUUUUCGCAAGUUUUGACAGAAAUCAGAAACGAUGGCAGGUACUGGCAUGAGUAUUUGUAA